Molecule: messenger RNA, 1062 nt
Organism: Trichomonas vaginalis G3
Lineage: Eukaryota; Parabasalia; Trichomonadida; Trichomonadidae
Product: sperm-tail PG-rich repeat-containing protein
Exons: 1
Coding region: 1-1062 (353 amino acids)
Source: RefSeq, a predicted model, not a curated record
AUGAAUAUCAAUAAUGAUCCUUUUAUUCGUUCAAAAUCAGAAGCAGGCUUUAGAUCCACACCUCAAUCUAUGCGAUCAAGUGCCGUUUUUGCAAAAACACAGCCAGAAACUGUAAAAAAUCAACCAGAAACGCCAGAUACAGAUAGAAUUUUAAAAAGUGCUAAAGAAAGCACGCGUAGACCUAAGUCAGCAUACACAUUUCGCCCACGUGAAUGCUUUUUCAAUGGCACUUUCAGUAAUUUUGGAAAAGAUGCACCAAAAAUUGCAAUUGGAUGUAGCAGACCAGAGCCACCAGUUCCACCAGCAACUCCAGGACCUGGUGCUUAUGAAAUACCACCAUUAAGAGAUACUCCUCAGCAAGUUACAAUUCCUCGAUGCGUUAAGUUCAGAGAGCCGCCAUCUCCCACUGCAAAUGUAGAGCUUGUCAAUACUAGAUCCUUCCCGCAGAUGCGUGCAUGUUCCAUUGCACCAAAAACAGGAAAAUCUUUUUAUGAUUACAUCGAUUCUCCUGGUCCAAGCUAUGUUCCGCCAAGCUCUCUUUCACCGAAAACUCACAAAAUUGCAAGCCGUUACGAAACUCGUACUACUUUCGAUUCUACUCCAGGACCUGGAUCAUAUAAUCCACAACGUGCUGAUUUAGAGCGAUCUCCUGUAUUCUCAAUGCAUGGUAUAUCCAAUAGAGAUGAUUGGCUCAAAGAGCUUCAGGCACGACCAGGUCCCGGCCAUUAUACACCAAAACAAGUUUCAAAAUCACAGCCUAGAUGGACAUUUGGCUCCAAAUCACGCAAGAGAUCAGCAUCAGCACCUCCUAUACCUCUUGGUCCUUUCUUGUUUAAAGUUGACUCUUCAUUAAACAGAGAAGAAUGUUACAACUACAUCGAAAAGAAACCUCAACUCAGAGCUUUGAUUGAAGACAUUUUCGAAUACGUCAUACUUUAUAAACCCGAGGAUCCUGUUGCCUGCAUCAGGGAGAGGUUUGCAAGCUUGAAAGAAGACAGAGUUGAAGAAAAAACUGAUGAUUUAUCAAUGGAUAUCAUUGAUUUCACCGAACUCCUCAAAUAA